This is a messenger RNA of Syzygium oleosum, 1948 nucleotides long. RefSeq names its product probable protein phosphatase 2C 80. The record is from RefSeq and is a predicted model, not a curated record. The coding region runs from base 540 to 1853 and encodes 437 amino acids. NCBI's taxonomy places the organism in Eukaryota, Viridiplantae, Streptophyta, Magnoliopsida, Myrtales, Myrtaceae. The transcript is spliced from 4 exons.
GAUUUCGUGGGCUUUCUUGGUUUUCUGGGUUUUUCCCUCCGCGGUUGCUGCGCGUUCUUUGGAUGUGUUUUGGCUUGGGGUGUCUGCUCAGGGUUUGGUUUAGGUCCGUGGACUCUCGUCUUUCGGACGAUGUGGAUGUAGAGAGAGAAGGGUCGUUGCUCGAGGAGUUUUUAGGAAACUUCCUAGUUCUAGGCAGCCCGACGGGUUCUGCUGCAUGACUCAAUGUAUUAUUCAUUGGGUUUCGAUUGAAAAUGGAAAGGGUGAAUUUUGUGUAUUGGGUGAAAUUUGUUGUCUGAAGAAUCUGCAUGUGAGGAUGUAUGGAGGAAUCUAGGGUCAGCCGUAUUGUUCGGGUUGCGAUUUGAAAUGUGUUUGCUGUUGUCGAUGAAUUUCAGAGGCUGUGGGCUCUUGAUGCCGCCGAGAGGCUCGGGUUGGGAUUCGAGAACCUGCGGUGAUGAUAUCUGGUCUUCAGGUUCGCGAUCCGAGCAUGGUUUUGUCUUGGAGGGAAAUUAAUUCGAGGGUAUCCUGUAUAAGGGGCUAGGAUGCCAUCUACAGCUCUGUCGAGGCUCAAUACUACCGCGUUUUGUGGUUUCCGAAGAGCAUUAGCAGGGCGGCAGUUGCAAAACUCUGCAAACCUGCUACUCCAGUGUCCACGCUCUACUGUUUUGUCAACUGAAGUGGUUCAUUCUCCAAGCCGUGUGCAGAGGAGAAUUUCAAUGGCUGCUUCUGGUUCCAAAGCUGUCUCUGGAGAUGUUUACAUGGAUGGCUUACUUUCCAGCGGCGGGAACACAGUUGACUUUACUAAACCCUCCAGUGUCUUUUUCUUUGAUCGGAGCCAUAGGAGUUUCCGGAGAGCUAGUGUGAGCUUGACAAGGCGAGAGCCUUCUAAUGGUCACUUGGUAUGUGGAUAUUCAAGAUAUCAAGAAGCUUGGACAACUUGCAUCUCCACCCCGUCUGUUGGUCCCCAAUAUAGAGAUUUCCGAACUUCUCUGGUUGCAUGUUACAAUGAUGGGGCAGCUGAGGAUAUCUCGUUCGAGGGCAAUCCAAGCAGCGAUCUUGCAACUUCCACAACUUCAGUUGGCCAAACUCUUCCAGGUGACAGAGCUUUGAAGCUGCUAUCUGGAUCAUGUUGCCUGCCACAUCCCGAUAAGGAACACAAAGGUGGAGAGGAUGCUCACUUUAUAUGUGAAGACGAGCAAGUGAUUGGUGUAGCAGAUGGUGUAGGUGGUUGGGCAGAUGUUGGUGUUGAUGCAGGGCUGUAUUCUCGGGAACUUAUGUUUAAUUCAGUUAAUGCAAUAAAAGAGGAGACUGAGGGUUCUGUUGACCCGGCAAUCAUAUUAGAGAAGGCUCACGCGAAUACCAAAGCCAAAGGUUCCUCGACUGCCUGCAUAAUUGCCCUCAAAGAAGAGGGAUUACAUGCUAUCAAUUUGGGCGACAGUGGAUUCAUAGUGGUUAGAGAUGGGCGCACUAUCUUCAGAUCCCCAGUGCAGCAGCACGGUUUCAACUUUACAUAUCAACUGGAAAAUGGUAGCAACGGCGACCUACCCAGUUCUGGUCAGGUUUUCAGAAUUCCUGUUUCUGAUGGAGAUGGAAUCGUUGCUGGAACAGAUGGUUUGUUCGACAACUUGUAUGAUGAAGAGGUUAGUGCCCUUGUUGUUGAGGCGGUGAAAUCUGGCUUGGAUCCUCCAGCGACAGCUCGAAAAAUAGCUGCUGCCGCGCAUCAACGGGCACUGGAUAGAUACCGACAGACCCCAUUUGCCGAUUCUGCUCAAGAAGCUGGAUUCCGGUAUCACGGGGGCAAAUUAGAUGACAUCACCGUCGUCGUGUCUUAUGUAACUAGAUCCGGCAUCUUGUGAGCGGGUCCUUCCUUUUUGUUUCGCAAGCCCUUUCCCCUAUACUUAUACUUUGUUCAAUUGGAUCAAUCCAAUUCCAGUGAGUCUUUUUUAUUGCA